AUUGAUCAACGGGGAGAAAUGGCUACAAAGUUGGGUGGGAGCGUGAAAAAGGCUAAGGCCUUGUUUUGUUUGAGGGAUUUUUGUUGAAGUCCCUAAGACUUAUGGCACUUUGAAACCAAACAGGUGAGAUUUUUAGGAAUUUUUUUAGAGUAGAGAUUUUUUUUAAAGAAGACUCAUGAGGAGCUUUUUAGCAACUGUUGGCUACAAUUACACCUAAUGCCCCCUACCCUAUCCAGGCCCCCUCCCCACCCGAUGCGCAGCCCCGCACUCCCCACCCGACGCGCAGCCCCCCACUCCCGUUUUCCUCAUCCACAACGUCUGCCUCCCCGUUCCCCUCUCCCGCGCCUAGUUCUCGCCGCCGCCGCCACCCUCGCCGCCCGCCUGGGCCUCCGCCGCAGCUGCUCAUCCCUCCACUGCCCGCGCGUCUCUCCGCCGCCUGGGCCGCCGCCGCAGCGCAUCGGGAGGUGGCCGCUGCGCAGCUAGUCCCGGAGGAGGCCGCGCAUCCCGGAUCCGGCAGCCGUGCGUCCGCCAUGGCCGGCAAUGACGAAGAGACAAUGGGCUUCUUCUCCCAAGCACACUCUCACCAGAGAUUCGACACCGACGCUGUUGACGUCGACUUCUCCCAAGCUUCUUCUGCACAUGCUGGAGGUUCGCUCGGCGGCCUUGCCGCGGGGGGCGGUGGGUCUCGGUGGCUUCGAUCUCAACUCCGGAGCCGAUGACUUCCCGGAUUUCGAUAGGUACGCACAAAUCUUGCGCCCUGAAGAUGGAUUUGUGCACGGCCUUCCACCAAUUCGCCCCGGCAGCAGAUCCAGCGGUCUUCGCGGAAAAACUGGAAGAAAAGCACGCGGAGGAGGAAGUGCAGGAGCAAGCGGAAGCAGAUCCCAGAACAAUGGCGCGGGAUCAAGCCGAUCGAUGCGGGGGUCAUCCCUCCCGGAUCUUCUCUCGGCACAGCAGUCCCUGGCCGUUCUUGAGGAGGUGGCCGGCAGACCUCCAUGGGCUACGGCGGCGAUUUCUCUACCGGCCUUCAGUCCCCCAUGUGUUACGCCGGGGACUCCUCUGCCGGCCGUGGCUUCUGCAUGCCACCCGGUGCUUCACUUCCCAGAGGUCGAGGCCGUGGAACGUCCAGAGGUGGAGGUCGUGGCCGCGAGCGUCCAUCAUCAUCCGCAGCAGAUGCAAGCGACGCCGACGAUGAUGAAGACAUCGAGGACGAAGAUGAGUGUGGACCUGAUGGAAAGAACAAGUUUGACAAGGCUAGAUGGACAGAACAAAAUACAUUUAUAUUAUAUGAAAUAGUUGUUGAAGAACUUAGGGAUGGAAAAUGUGUGAAAGGAGCUUGGACAACUAGAGGGUACCAGAAUUUGAAGAACAAAUAUUUUGAGAGGGCUGGACUCAAACAUACAACCAAACAAAUUAAAAACAGAUUCACUACGUUGAAGACAACUAUGUUCCACUUGCUGUACCAAGAUCUGAAGGAAUUGGUACAAAUGAAAGUGAUAGCGCCGUGAUGAACCUAUUCCGGGAUUGGGUUGCAGAUGGUUUGUGGAGUUUGAAGUAGUAGUGCUUUUUGUGGUUUAUUCGUGUUGCGGAAGACAUUAUUUGUAAUAAUGAGCACCAUUUCAUUAUGGUUUACUUUAUUUGUGAUUUGUAUUAACAUUUGUA
Molecule: messenger RNA, 1659 nt
Organism: Panicum virgatum (switchgrass)
Lineage: Eukaryota; Viridiplantae; Streptophyta; Magnoliopsida; Poales; Poaceae
Exons: 2
Coding region: 993-1505 (170 amino acids)
Source: RefSeq, a predicted model, not a curated record